AUGGCAAUUCCAGGAUUUGGUACCACUUUUGGUUCACCAGCCACCACGACCCAAUCUACAGCUUUUGGAUUCGGCCAGACCCAACCUGCUCCCGCUUUUGGCUCUACUUUUGGCGCACCGACCACCAGCGCUCCGCCAGCCUUCGGUAGUACUUUCGGUGCCCCCGCCGCUAGCGCUACCCCUGCUUUCGGCAGUACUUUCGGAGCACCGGCUACGAACGCGCCAUCUUUCGGGUUUGGUAGCGCACCAACGCAAAGUACAGGUUUAUUUGGGACUGCAACCACAAAACCUAGUAUUUUUGGAGCUCCAGCCACUUCCACUACAGGGUUAUUUGGUAGCGCUCCUACAACGACUCCUAGCUUGUUUGGUGGGGUACAAACAUCACAGAGUACCCCCAGUUUAUUUGGUGCAGGAGCUGCGCAACCUUCAUUAUUCGGCCAACAACCCACUACAACCACUCCAAGUCUUUUCGGUACUUCUUUUGGCCAGCAAACCACCACAGCCGCUCCUUUUGGUAGUACAGGCUUAUUCGGUACAGCCCAAAGUACCGCACCGUCACUUUUUGGUGCUUCGACGUUUGGAACUACCACUACAAGCACCGCGGGAUUUGGUGGUUUCGGUACUGGAACUACCGGCAGUUUCGGAGGAUUUGGAAUAAGCAGUACUGGAACGGGAUUGUUUGGAGCCAAACCACCACAAGCAGGAGUUCCGCAGCCCACUCCACAAACACCCCAAAGCAAAAACCAACAAGUUGUAGCUUCUGUAUACGCUAUCAACGUUUUUAACGACGAACGGGACGACAUUUUGAAAAAAUGGAACAUGCUUCAAGCCUGUUGGGGUACAGGCAAGGGCUACUAUAGUUCCACUCAGCCUCCUGUAGACUACACGCCUCAAAAUCCUUUUUACCGGUUUAAAGCUAUGGGGUACAACGUCAUACCGGAGCAGGAUAAUUCUGAAGGAAUUGUGAAGUUGGUCUUCAGUAAGAAAGUGGAUGAAUUAAAGUAAGUUUAUGAGAACCAGAA
This is a messenger RNA of Sitophilus oryzae (rice weevil), 1022 nucleotides long. Its product is annotated as probable nucleoporin Nup54. Gene Ontology annotation, biological process: protein localization to nuclear inner membrane; NLS-bearing protein import into nucleus; nuclear pore organization. The record is from RefSeq and is a predicted model, not a curated record. Gene Ontology annotation, cellular component: nuclear pore central transport channel; nuclear pore. The transcript is spliced from 5 exons. Bases 1 to 1005 code for a protein of 334 amino acids. Gene Ontology annotation, molecular function: structural constituent of nuclear pore. NCBI's taxonomy places the organism in Eukaryota, Metazoa, Arthropoda, Insecta, Coleoptera, Curculionidae.